GCUGCGGCCGGCUCCGGGUAGCCCGGCACCCCAAUCAGCAAGUUGUGCAGCGUCGCGCGCUCCAUCUGGCCCAGCCAUGGACCGGAAGGUGGCCCGAGAAUUUCGGCACAAGGUGGAUUUUCUGAUUGAAAAUGACGCCGAGAAGGACUAUUUCUAUGAUGUGCUGCGCAUGUACCACCAGACCAUGGACGUGGCCGUGUUUGUGGGAGACUUGAAGCUGGUUAUCAAUGAGCCCAACCGCCUGCCCCUCUUUGACGCUAUCAGGCCCCUGAUCCCGCUGAAGCACCAGGUGGAAUACGAUCAACUGACCCCCCGGCGCUCCAGAAAGCUGAAGGAGGUACGUUUAGAUCGUCUGCACCCCGAAGGCCUGGGCCUCAGCGUGCGUGGUGGUCUCGAGUUCGGCUGUGGGCUCUUCAUAUCCCACCUCAUCAAGGGAGGUCAGGCAGACAACGUCGGGCUCCAGGUAGGGGACGAGAUUGUUCGGAUCAAUGGAUAUUCCAUCUCCUCCUGCACCCACGAGGAGGUCAUCAACCUCAUUCGCACCAAGAAGACUGUGUCCAUCAAAGUGAGACACAUCGGCCUGAUCCCUGUGAAGAGCUCUCCGGAUGAGCCCCUCAAAUGGCAGUAUGUGGAUCAGUUUGUGUCAGAAUCUGGGGGCGGGCGGAACAGCCUGGGCUCCCCUGGGAGUCGGGAAAACAAGGAGAAGAAGGUCUUCAUCAGCCUGGUGGGCUCCCGAGGCCUCGGCUGCAGCAUUUCCAGUGGUCCCAUCCAGAAGCCUGGCAUCUUCAUCAGCCAUGUGAAGCCUGGCUCCCUGUCUGCAGAAGUGGGCUUGGAGACAGGAGACCAAAUUGUUGAAGUUAAUGGCAUAGACUUCUCCAACCUGGACCACAAAGAGGCAGUGAACGUGCUGAAGAGUAGCCGCAGCCUGACCAUCUCCAUCGUAGCUGGAGCUGGCCGGGAACUGUUCAUGACCGAGCGGGAGCGGCUGGCGGAGGUGCGGCAGCGUGAACUGCAGCGGCAGGAGCUUCUGAUGCAGAAGCGACUGGCAAUGGAGUCCAACAAGAUCCUCCAGGAGCAGCAGGAGAUGGAGCAGCAGAGAAAAAAGGAAAUUGCCCAGAAGGCAGCAGAGGAAAAUGAGCGAUACCGGAAGGAGAUUGAACAGAUCGUGGAAGAGGAAGAGAAAUUUAAGAAGCAGUGGGAAGAAGACUGGCACCCAAAAGAACAGUUGCUCUCAUCUAAAACCAUCACUGCCGAGGUGCACCCAGUGCCCCUUCGAAAGCCAAAGUCAUUUGGGUGGUUUUAUCGUUAUGAUGGCAAAUUCCCAACCAUCCGGAAGAAAGGAAAAGAUAAGAAGAAAGCCAAGUAUGACAGCCUGCAGGAGUUGAGAAAGAAUAAGAAGGAACUGGAAUUUGAGCAAAAGCUUUACAAAGAGAAAGAGGAAAUGCUGGAAAAGGAAAAGCAACUAAAGAUCAACCGGCUGGCCCAGGAGGUGUCUGAGACAGAGCGGGAAGACCUCGAGGAAUCAGAAAAGAUUCAGUAUUGGGUGGAAAGGCUCUGUCAGACGCGCCUUGAGCAGAUUUCCUCUGCUGAUAAUGAGAUUCCAGAGAUGACCACAGGGCCCCCACCUCCUCUGCCUUCCGUGUCCCCUCUGGCCCCACCUCUGAGACGCUUUGCAGGUGGGCUGCACCUCCACACCACUGACCUGGAUGACAUCCCCUUGGACAUGUUCUACUAUCCCCCCAAGUCUGCCUCUGCCUUACCUGUGAUGCCCCACCCUCCAUCCUCCAACCCACCCCCCAAAGUCUCGGCACCCCCCAUUCUUCCCUCAUCGGGCCAUAUGAGUGCCUCGUCCUCACCCUGGGUGCAACGCACUCCACCCCCCAUCCCCAUCCCUCCUCCACCGUCUAUUCCCACCCAAGACCUCACUCCUACCCGCCCGCUGCCCUCCUCCCUGGAAGAAGCUCUGGGCAGCCAUACCUUCCGUGCUGGGGACACGGGCAGCCCAGCAGAGAACUGGGAGGCAAAGAAGCACAGCGGGAAGACAGCCAAUUCCCCUGUCCCGGAACGAAGCUUUCCACCCACCCCAAAGACAUUUUGCCCAAGCCCACAGCCUCCACGAGGCCCUGGCGUGUCCACCAUCUCCAAACCUGUCAUGGUCCACCAGGAGUCCAAUUUCAUCUACAGGCCACCUGUGAAAUCCGAGGCCCUGCCACAGGAGAUGUUGAAGAGGAUGGUGGUGUAUCAGACAGCCUUCAGACAAGAUUUCCGGAAAUAUGAGGAAGGCUUUGAUCCCUACUCCAUGUUCACCCCCGAGCAGAUCAUAGGAAAGGACGUCCGGCUCCUGCGCAUUAAGAAGGAGGGAUCCUUAGACCUGGCCCUGGAAGGUGGUGUGGACUCCCCGAUCGGGAAGGUGGUCGUCUCAGCUGUUUAUGAGGGGGGAGCCGCUGAGCGCCAUGGUGGCAUUGUGAAAGGGGAUGAGGUGAUGGCAAUCAAUAGCAAAAUCGUGACUGACUACACCCUGGCUGAGGCUGAAGCUACCCUCCUGAAGGCCUGGAAUCACGGGGGAGACUGGAUCGACCUGGUUGUUGCUGUCUGUCCCCCCAAGGAAUAUAACGAUGAACUCUCUUCUCUUCCCUCUUCUGCAGCCGAAAGCCCCCAGCCGGUCCGAAAGCUCCUUGAAGACCGUGCUCCCGUGCAUAGACACGGGCUCCUCCUGCAGCUGGAGCCACAGGACCUUCUUCUGAAGCCUGCAAGGAGAAACCAAAUUCAUCUCUAGUAGCCAAUGAGCUCUGAACCCACCCUCUUAAACAUAAAGACUGGGGCCGGCCCUGAGAGGCACCAACCUGCAAUACCCUGGAAACACACAAUGAGAUUUCAGGCUCACCUUGGCCCUGAACUCGGGCUGGAUAAAGAACACUGGGAGGACAGCAGGGAGGAAGGAGGCAGCCAGCCAUUCUGAAGCGCAUCCCUGGGAUCCAGACUCAUUUCUUUCCUCUGGCGCUGUGGAUUUGGUCUCUCCCAGCCUGGGAGACUCCUCCCUUGAACUCUAAUAGGACCCAACUUUUGGGCUCUCCUCACCCCUUUCCUCUUGCUCCUGUGCUGCUGAGAUUGCUGCCACAACCCUUACUCUGAAUUCAUGAAUAAAACAGAUUUCUU
Talpa occidentalis (Iberian mole) is the source of this 3156-nucleotide messenger RNA. RefSeq names its product USH1 protein network component harmonin (gene USH1C). Gene Ontology annotation, biological process: inner ear morphogenesis; retinal cone cell development; sensory perception of sound. Gene Ontology annotation, molecular function: protein binding. The record is from RefSeq and is a predicted model, not a curated record. The transcript is spliced from 28 exons. Bases 77 to 2776 code for a protein of 899 amino acids. NCBI's taxonomy places the organism in Eukaryota, Metazoa, Chordata, Mammalia, Eulipotyphla, Talpidae. Gene Ontology annotation, cellular component: stereocilium tip; cilium; plasma membrane.